AUGAUGUCCACUGAAGGGAUCAACGACCGGGAAUCUGUAUUGCGCAUCGCCCGGGAGAACGACGUGAAGUUCGUGCGCCUAUGGUUCACCGACAUUCUGGGCAAACUGAAGGGCUUUGCCAUCAAUGUCGAUGACCUGGAAGAUGCCCUCGAACUGGGCGUGGGCUUUGACGGCUCGGCCAUCGACGGUUUUGCGCGGCACCACGAGAGUGAUAUGCGGGCUUUCCCCGACCCUGCCACUUUCACCCUCCUGCCCUGGCGACCGCGCCAGAACGCCGUGGCCCGGAUGAUCUGCAACAUUCGGCAACCCCGCGGCCAGACCUUCCCCGGCGACCCUCGCUAUGUGCUCAAACGCAACCUGGAGAAGGCCGCCGCAUUGGGCUUCACCUACUACGUAGGCUCCGAGUUGGAGUUCUUUUACCUGAAAAACGCCCAAACUCCGGAACCGCUGGAUUUUGACGGUUAUUUCGACCAGCUGUCCAGCUAUCCGGCCUCCGACCUGCGUCGCGACACGGUGCUGAACCUGGCGGAAAUGGGCAUCCCGGUAAAAUAUUCCCACCACGAGGGGGCGCCCAGCCAGCACGAAAUUGACCUGGAACAUACCGAUGCGCUGGCGAUGGCAGACAAUCUGAUGACCGCCAAACUGGUCAUCAAGGAGCUGGCCCAACUCCAGAAUGUUCACGCCACGUUUAUGCCCAAGCCCAUUUCCGGCAUCAACGGGUCAGGCUUGCACCUGCACCAGUCCCUGUAUCGAGAAGGCAGCAACUGUUUCUACGACGCUGACGAUGAGCAGUACCUGUCGGUGCUGGGCAAACAAUUCAUCGCCGGCUUGAUUGCCCACGCACCGGAAAUCACCGCCGUGACCAACCAGUGGGUUAACUCCUACAAGCGACUGGUGCCCGGUUACGAAGCUCCGGUUUACGUCUCCUGGACCCAUGUGAACCGGUCCGACCUGGUGCGCGUUCCAUCCUACAAACCCGGCGCCGAGAGUUCCAUCCGCGUAGAAUAUCGGGCGGCUGACCCGGCGUGCAAUCCCUACCUGGCGUUCAGCGUCAUGCUGGCAGCCGGACUCCGGGGCAUCGAGGGACAGUACCAGGUGCCGCCGCCGGUGGUUGGCAACGUCCUGGAAAUGACCCCCCAGCGUCGCCAGUCGCUGGGGAUCCGCACUUUGCCCGGCAGCCUGGGCGAGGCCAUCAACCUGGCGGAAAAUAGCGAGUUGCUGUACGAGGCGCUGGGCGACCACGUGUUCAACAGCCUGAUCGAAAAUAAAAAGAUUGAAUGGGAAGACUAUCGUUCGACGGUUACCGACUACGAAGUCUCCCGGUACCUUUCCACCCUGUAA
This is a messenger RNA of Geodia barretti, 1341 nucleotides long. Lineage: Eukaryota; Metazoa; Porifera; Demospongiae; Tetractinellida; Geodiidae. The record is from the annotation of a GenBank genome assembly.